AUCCUGCGACGGUGCCAAUCGGUCGUGUGCGAAUUGUGUUAGCAAAUUUCGGUGAAAUUCGUUUCCAUUUCUUUUUACGCAAGCCGAUCCAAGCGGAAGAUUUUGUUCCGGAAUCCGCCAAGCGACUGGGUUUAGAUUUCGGAUCCAAUAUUGAACUGGCAGCAUUCGAACGUAAUGCAACAGAACGUGGAGCUCGUGGUAGAACGAAGGCUUCGGCCUAUAUUCGAAUCCAUCGAGAUCGGCAACUACAAAAAGGCCUUACAAGAUGUGGAAAAGGUGCUGAAGAGGAACCCGACCAUUCAAUGUGGCAGAGCUUUGAAAGCUUGGGCAUACAUUCGGUUGGGUCGCGAUGAAGAUAGUGCCACAUUGAUUCGAGCAUUGGAGCAGGAAACGCCUACGGAGUCAACCACUCUACAUGUGAUGACACUGUGCUACAAGGAAACGAAUCAGUUGGAUAAGAUCUGUCAGUUAUUUGCCAGUGCCUCCCGACAACAUCCCGGCAAUGAAGAACUGUUGUCCCAGUUGUUCAUCGCCCACAUGCGAGUUAACGAUUUCAAAGCUCAGCAAACGGUGGCACUGCAGCUGUACAAGCUGAAACCACGUAAUCCGUUCUAUUUUUGGGCGGUGAUGAGUGUUGUACUCCAGGCUCUGCGUGGACCGGAUUCGAAAGAUCCUCAAAAAUCCUCGCUUCUGCUGUCGUUGGCGCAAAGAAUGGUGGACAAGCUAAACGCUGAUAAUAAGUUGGAAGCUUCCCAGGAGGUUCAGUUGUAUCUUCAAAUCUUGCAGCACCAGAAAAAGUACCAGGAAAUGCUUGAUUUUCUCGAAGGACCCGUGUGCCAGAAGCUAUAUCCGGGUGCUCCCCACUCGAUCAAGAUUGACCUGCUGAAAAAACUGAACAAAUGGGUUGAGUUGAACAAGAUGAUGAAGGAAUUGUUGAUUGAUGAUUCUGACCGGUGGGACUACUAUCAGGAUUAUAUUCAAUCAACAUUCGAGCUAAUCAAAAUAGAUGACAAAUCGCCAGAGGCAGACCAUACGACCGAUAUGUGUCACGAGUUUAUCUGUAGUAUUAUGGAGUCUCAACAACGCAAACAUAGGGGACCCUACUUGGCCCGGUUGGAAUUGAACCGUCUGAUGGUGGAAAAUAAUUACGACAAGGAGCAGCUGUUCGGCGACUUGACUGACCUUCUGUUGGACUAUUUCCGGUUGUUCGGUGAUAAGACCUGUUGCGCCAACGAUUUGAAAUUGUUUUUGGAAUACGUUGAUCCGGCGAAGCGACCCGGAUUUGCUGCCAAACUGAUGCAAGAAUGUCGCAUCAAUCCGGUCACGUUACCGAGCAGUAAAGAGCACAUGCAACGACACAUUUGUUCGCUACAGAUUGCUCGAUUCUGCGGAGCACAUGCCUCACUGAGCGAAGAACAUCUUUCCGCUCUUUACACGGCACUGAGCUUACAUUACGAGCACGGUUACAGCGCGUUUGGUAGAGGACUGUUACCGACCGACAUGGGUCCUUCUGAUCCUUACGCCAUGUUAGCGGUGCACAUUAUGUAUGAUCGCGCCUGGAUGUUGCAGCGUUCGGAACCGUUGGUGGAGGCCCUCUGCUUGUUGCAUCAUUUACUGUCCAACAGUGUUAACAACUUUCACGGUAAAUUGCUAUGCCUGCAGCUAUACCAUCGAAUGGGUCUGGUGGAAACCGCUCAUCGAGUGUACGAAUCUCUCGACGUUAAGCACAUCCAGCUGGACUCGCUGGGCUACCUGCACUGUGCCCAACUGUGCAAUGGUGGCUUCCCAGGGCUCGCCAAGCAUCUGUUCGACCAGACGCUUCACUUUUUCGUCAACGACCACCAGAAUAGCGUAGAGUUCCUUAAGACGUCGUACAAUUUCGGAUCGUUUUCGAAGUUGAUCGAAUUCCUGGACUUCAGGGAUCGACUGUCGAACAGUUUGCAUUUUACACUGAUUUCGGUGGAAGCUCUUCUGCUGGAAAUGGUGUGUUUCAGUGGCACGUUAGCGCAAAAUCUCGCAGCUUACCGAUUGAUGCGAAUAAAACCUCACGAGGAUCGUAUCAAGUGGAACGAACUGAGCGACAACCGGGACAUGACGAUCUUCGUUCACUGGGAUCCGGUAGUGGAUUACUCGAAAAUUCUUCCACCGGAUGGAACGACAGACGCAUUGAAAAAUACCGAAAACUUAGCGGAGAUUCUCGAAUCCAAAACGGUAGAGCAGCACCGGGAAGAGUGUCGAGAGGAAAGUUAUAAGCAGGAACUGGAACUGCUUCAGUUGCGAUCGGGAAUGUUACUAUUGGUUUCGUCUCUUAUUGAGUUGCACACCAAAGCAUCGGAAGAAGAUUACAGCACUGUCGAUAGUGUGCUACAGCAGUGGAAGAGCUUAUUCUCUUCCGUUAGAACAUUGAAUCGAAAGUGCAUGAGUGGAAAAUUUCUAGUCAAUUUAUUGCCGUCUCGGUUGCAUUUAGUGCUUCGAGUUCCUUACGAAAGUGUGUUCAUGAAUUUUGCUAACUUUCUGCUGCUCCUGUGGAAAGGGGAAAAGCACGAACAGAUACAAACCAGUGCCGAGUGCUGUACAAAGGACAUUGAAGCAUUGUUUGCUCUAAUUGCUAGUUCAAUCGGUGAUUACAAUAGGUCGGGCGAUUUGCUGUGGAAUCGAAAGCAGGUGCACGACACCGUUAACGCUUCUAUCGAGAUUAUCUGUUUGGUGCUAUUCGUACUGACCGUAUGCUACGACAAAUACUCACAGGCGCCGGCGCUGCAACCUACGCGUAAGGUUAAGAAAAAGGACGCAGAACAGAACAAUCACGAGAGUGCGGUGACGGUGAUGACGGACAAAAAUCGUUUGCUUCUGAUAUCGGAUAUACUGCGACUACUCAAACACAACAUAAUCGAAUGCGACACGGUGCUAUCUACCUGGGAGCUCCCGCUGUUAUCCGAUUCCUUAGCUGCAGCCCUCGAACAGAUGUCACUUGGCGCCAAGUGUGAAAGUGGUGUACAGCUAAAACUCAUGGAAAGCCAUUCGGGCGAAAUUAGGGAACUGAGAAAGUUGUUAAAAGACAAACUGAAAUUGAUCAAUAAAUCAAUUUAAUGCGA
Messenger RNA from Malaya genurostris, 3095 nucleotides. RefSeq names its product phagocyte signaling-impaired protein (gene psidin). Lineage: Eukaryota; Metazoa; Arthropoda; Insecta; Diptera; Culicidae. Gene Ontology annotation, biological process: N-terminal peptidyl-methionine acetylation. The record is from RefSeq and is a predicted model, not a curated record. The transcript is spliced from 8 exons. Gene Ontology annotation, cellular component: cytoplasm; NatB complex. Bases 175 to 3090 code for a protein of 971 amino acids. Gene Ontology annotation, molecular function: protein binding; protein-N-terminal amino-acid acetyltransferase activity.